GAAGGACCCAGGGUUGCAGAGGGACAGUUCAGCUGAAGGACACCAUCGUUUUAACUUUAUGUCUCCCGGAAGUUGCUCCUCCGAGUCUCUUCCUUUAAUCACGCCCGUGGGCUGCAGCUGAAGCGAUGGCAGCGGUAGCUGCUGGGCCUGGGCUUGGAUCUGGACCGGGAGACUCCCCGGAGGAGCCAGAAGCGUCAGAGAGGCGGCGGAAGGCGCACGGGAUGCUAAAACUUUACUAUGGCCUCUCGGAGGGAGAGGCAGCGGGGAGACCCACAGGGCCGGACCCCCUGGACCCGACAGAUCUCAACGGAGCGCACUUCGAUCCGGAAGUGUAUCUGGACAAGCUGCGUAGGGAGUGCCCCCUGGCCCAGCUGAUGGACAGUGAAACGGACAUGGUGCGGCAGAUCCGGGCUCUAGACAGCGACAUGCAGACCUUGGUCUAUGAGAACUACAACAAGUUCAUCUCUGCCACAGAUACCAUCCGGAAGAUGAAAAACGAUUUCCGGAAGAUGGAGGACGAGAUGGACCGGCUGGCGAACAAUAUGGCCGUGAUCACGGACUUCAGCGCGCGUAUCAGUGCCACACUGCAGGACCGCCAUGAGCGCAUCACCAAGCUGGCAGGAGUCCACGCGCUGCUCCGGAAGCUGCAGUUUCUCUUUGAAUUACCCUCGCGCCUCACCAAGUGUGUGGAGCUGGGCGCCUACGGGCAGGCGGUGCGCUACCAGGGCCGAGCGCGGGCCGUGCUGCAGCAGUACCAGCACCUGCCCUCCUUCCGCGUCAUCCAGGAUGACUGCCAGGUCAUCACGGCUCGCCUGGCACAGCAGCUCAGACAGCGCUUCAGGGAGGGCGGCUCAGGCACCCCUGAGCAGGCUGAAUGCGUAGAGCUGCUGCUGGCCCUCGGCGAACCUGCCGGGGAGCUGUGUGAGGAGUUCCUGGCGCAUGCCCGCGGGCGGCUAGAGGAUGAGCUGCGGAGCCUGGAGGCGGAGCUAGGGCCCUCCCCGCCGGCGCCUGAUAUCUUAGAGUUCACCGACCGUGGGGGCAGCGGCUUCGUGGGUGGCCUCUGCCAGGUGGCCUCAGCCUACCUGGAGCUGUUUGAAGCCCAGGGCCCAGCAGGGGUAGAGAAGCUGACAGCCUUCGCCAAAGACCUCGGCAGCCGCUACUUUGCACUGGUGGAGCGGCGGCUUGCUCAGGAGCAGGGUGGCAGUGACAACUCGCUGCUGGUGCGGGCGCUGGACCGCUUCCACCGGCGUCUGCGGGCCCCUGGGAACCUGUUAGCUGCCGCAGGGCUCUCCGAGGCAGCCACGAAGAUUGUGGAGCAGGUGGCCCGCGAACGCCUGGGCCACCUUCUGCAGAGCCUUCGGGCCGCCUUCCUGGGCUGUCUGACUGAUGUGCGACAGGUGCUGGCUGCGCCGCGCCUGACUGGGAAGGAAGGCCCUGGGCUGGCCGAGUUGCUGGCCAAUGUGGCUAGCUCCAUUUUGAGCCACAUCAAGGCCUCGCUGGCUGCUGUGCACCUCUUCACUGCCAAGGAGCUGUCUUUCUCCAACAAGCCCUACUUCCGGGGUGAGUUCUGCAGUCUGGGCGUCCGGGAGGGCCUCAUCGUGGCCUUCAUCCGCUCCAUGUGCCAGACGGCUCAGAGCUUCUGUGAGAGCCCCGGGGAAAAGGGGAGUUCCACGCCGCCCGCGCUGCUCCUGCUGCUGUCCCGUCUCUGCCUGGACUACGAGACAGCCACCAUCUCCUACAUCCUCACCCUUGCUGACGAACAGUUUCUGGUGCAGGACCAGUCUCCAGUGACACCUGUGAGCACACUGUGUGCAGAGGCCAGGGAGACGGCGCGGCGGUUGCUGACCCACUACGUGAAGGUGCAGGGUCUGGUCAUAUCACAGAUGCUGCGGAAGAGUGUGGAGACUCGGGAUUGGCUCAGCACCCUAGAGCCACGGAAUGUGCGCGCUGUCAUGAAGCGGGUGGUGGAAGACACAACUGCUAUCGAUGUGCAGGUGGGGCUCCUGUAUGAGGAGGGUGUUCGCAAGGCCCAGAGCAGCGAUUCCAGCAAGAGGACUUUCUCUGUCUACAGCAGCUCUCGGCAGCAGGGCCGCUAUGCGCCCAGCUAUACACCCAGUGCCCCAAUGGAUACCAACCUCUUGAGCAACAUCCAGAAGCUGUUCUCUGAACGCAUUGACGUGUUCAGCCCUGUGGAAUUUAACAAGGUGUCGGUGCUGACAGGCAUUAUCAAGAUCAGCCUGAAGACGCUGCUGGAGUGCGUGCGGCUGCGCACCUUUGGGCGUUUCGGGCUGCAGCAGGUACAGGUGGACUGCCACUUCCUGCAGCUCUACCUGUGGCGCUUUGUGGCCGAUGAGGAGCUCGUGCACUUGUUACUCGAUGAAGUGGUGGCCUCAGCUGCCCUGCGCUGCCCAGACCCAGUGCCCAUGGAGCCCAGUGUCGUCGAGGUCAUCUGUGAACGCGGCUAG
Messenger RNA from Chrysochloris asiatica (Cape golden mole), 2465 nucleotides. RefSeq names its product vacuolar protein sorting 51 homolog (S. cerevisiae) (gene VPS51). NCBI's taxonomy places the organism in Eukaryota, Metazoa, Chordata, Mammalia, Afrosoricida, Chrysochloridae. The transcript is spliced from 10 exons. Bases 126 to 2465 code for a protein of 779 amino acids. The record is from RefSeq and is a predicted model, not a curated record. Gene Ontology annotation, biological process: Golgi vesicle transport; lysosomal transport; retrograde transport, endosome to Golgi. Gene Ontology annotation, cellular component: GARP complex; EARP complex; membrane.